AUGCCUUUUGGUCUUAAGAAUGCUGGCGCCACGUUCAUGCGCAUGAUCCAGAAGUGCCUGUUCACUAAAAUCAGUCAGAACAUGGAAGCAUACAUGGAUGAUAUCGUGGUCAAGUCAAGCAAGAGUUCCAACCUGCUGACUGACCUCGCUGAAACCUUUGCCAAUCUAAGAAGAUAUGACAUCAAGCUUAAUCCGUCCAAAUUUAAUCAGGUGAUGAAGGAGUGGGAUAUCAGGAGCCCUGCCAUGACUGGAUACUGCAAUGCAGUAAGGAAAGUGGAAAAGAAGUUCGAAGGGUUGGAACUCCACCACAUACCUCGACUCAAGAAUCAAGCAGCUGAUGAUCUGGCGAAAAUAGGUUCCACUCGAAAAUCUAUUCCCAGUAAUGUGUUCUUGGAGCAUCUCCACACCCCGUCAGUGCAAGAAGAUACCUUUACAGAGGAGCCCCCGCAACCAAUAAGUGCUACCAAUCUGACUGAAGUCGAAGCGCCAGCAGUAGUCGACUUAAUCCUGGAGAUUUUGGUAAUCACCCCCGACUGGACGGUGCCGUAUAUUGCAUAUCUGCUCAGGCCGGAGCUUCGAGAGGAUGAAGUUGAAGCACGUCAGAUCAUCCGCAAGUCGAAAGCCUUCACAGUUAUAGGCGGACAACUUUUCAGAGAAAGUGUUACUAGCAUAGCUCAGCGAUGUAUCUCUCCAGAAGAGGGUCGACUGAUCUUGAAUGAUAUUCACUCGGGGACAUGUGGUCACCAUGUGUCCUCCCGGACCAUCGUGGCCAAACCAUACCGAGCAGGAUUCUACUGGCCGCGGGCAAAUGAAAUGGCGAAAGAGAUCGUCGAGAAGUGCGAAGAGCAUUCUGCGCUUCCCAAGGACUCGGUCGAUUACGCGUCCAUUGCGCACCCGCAGUUGAAUGGGCAAGCGGAAAGAGCAAAUGGUCCCGAUUGA
Aegilops tauschii subsp. strangulata is the source of this 939-nucleotide messenger RNA. RefSeq lists its product as uncharacterized. Gene Ontology annotation, molecular function: nucleic acid binding; RNA-DNA hybrid ribonuclease activity. NCBI's taxonomy places the organism in Eukaryota, Viridiplantae, Streptophyta, Magnoliopsida, Poales, Poaceae. The record is from RefSeq and is a predicted model, not a curated record.